Lotus japonicus is the source of this 1895-nucleotide messenger RNA. Its product is annotated as adenylosuccinate synthetase 2, chloroplastic. NCBI's taxonomy places the organism in Eukaryota, Viridiplantae, Streptophyta, Magnoliopsida, Fabales, Fabaceae. Gene Ontology annotation, biological process: 'de novo' AMP biosynthetic process; IMP metabolic process. Gene Ontology annotation, molecular function: GTP binding; adenylosuccinate synthase activity. The transcript is spliced from 4 exons. The record is from RefSeq and is a predicted model, not a curated record. The coding region runs from base 104 to 1567 and encodes 487 amino acids. Gene Ontology annotation, cellular component: cytoplasm.
ACGAUGCGCAGCCAUUGUGCCCUUUUUAUGUCUAUGUUUGUGUCUGUGUAGUUUCUUACUCUAACUCUUCUUGUCUCUCUCUGUUUGUGUGUCACUGUUAGCAAUGAGUAUCUCUUCACUGGCGCUGGAUUCUCACGCAAUAUGCAACCCUAAACCUCAACGCCCCUUCUCCACCUUCAACCAUUACCGCACCACCCGGAACUUCGUCGUUUGCUCCGCGAAGCCCGUCGCUCCUCCUGCCUCCAAGCUCACCGCCGCCGACUCCUCCGCCUCUCGCAUCGGGUCGCUCAGCCAGGUCUCCGGCGUCCUGGGUUGCCAGUGGGGCGAUGAGGGCAAAGGGAAGCUCGUUGACAUCUUAGCUCAGCACUUUGAUAUCGUUGCUCGCUGUCAGGGCGGAGCUAAUGCUGGGCAUACCAUUUAUAAUGCGGAAGGGAAAAAGUUCGCCCUUCAUCUUGUUCCAUCCGGUAUCCUCAAUGAGGAUACUCUUUGUGUUAUAGGAAAUGGAGUGGUGGUGCACCUGCCUGGCUUGUUUGAAGAAAUUGAUCGCCUCGAAUCAAAUGGGGUUUCUUGCAAAGGAAGGAUAUUGAUUUCUGAUCGUGCUCACCUUUUGUUCGACUUGCACCAAGAAGUGGAUGGGCUGAGGGAAGCUGAGCUUGCUAAAUCUUUUAUUGGUACUACCAAGAGAGGCAUUGGACCGUGCUACGCCAGCAAGGUUAACCGUAAUGGCCUUAGAGUAAGCGAUUUGAGGUACAUGGAUACUUUUCCUCAGAAGCUCGAGGUUUUGUUAUCAGAUGCUGCAGAAAGGUUCAAAAAAUUUAACUAUGGUCCGAACGUGCUUAAGGAAGAAGUUGAAAAAUACAAGAGAUAUGCUGAGAGAUUGGAACCCUUUAUUGCUGAUACAGUGCAUGUCAUGAACGAAGCUAUAACCCAAAAGAAGAAGAUUUUGGUUGAGGGAGGACAAGCAACCAUGUUGGACAUUGAUUUUGGAACUUAUCCCUUUGUUACUUCAUCUAGCCCAUCGGCAGGUGGGAUCUGCAUUGGUCUUGGUAUAGCCCCAAGAGUAGUUGGUGAUUUAAUAGGAGUGGUGAAAGCAUACACCACUAGAGUUGGUUCAGGUCCUUUUCCAACAGAAAAUUUGGGUUCAGGAGGUGAUCUCCUCAGAUUUACUGGGCAGGAGUUUGGCACAACUACUGGCCGUCCUCGACGGUGCGGUUGGCUUGAUAUAGUUGCAUUAAGAUACUCUUGUCAGAUUAACGGUUUUUCAUCAUUGAAUCUGACCAAGCUGGAUGUUUUAUCGGAACUUGACGAGAUCCAGUUGGGUGUCUCAUACAAACAUGUUGAUGGGACCCCAAUCCAAUCAUUCCCUUCAGAUCUCAGUCUUCUUGAGCAAUUGAAGGUGGAAUAUGAAGUACUUCCUGGAUGGAAGUCUGAUAUUUCUUCCAUCAGAAACUAUUCUGACCUUCCAAAAGCUGCGCAGCAGUAUGUGGAAAGGAUAGAAGAACUUGUUGGUGUCCCUAUCCACUACAUUGGUGUCGGGCCUGGACGUGAUGCUCUCAUAUUCAAAUGAGUCUGGACUUUCGUGCCUCCAUUGGCAAGUUGUGUUUUUUUGCAUAGAAGUAUUAAUUCCAACUAACUUUCGAAGAUUUGGAAUGAAAAGCUUAGUGACUAGUGAGGAUUACCUACUUGAUGUACUAUGUUGUUAUCCAUCUUUAAUGGCAUUUUGGAUUCUGCAGAAAUUUGAUAUUGGUGUUUUUUUACCUUUAAAUUUGCUGUGAUUGCCGUGAGGCUGAGCAUGACUCUAAUACAUGAAUUAGAUACAUGAUCAUAUAACAUCUGUUUUUACUGUUAUUCAUAUAACAGAAAAUAAUGUGCUUGCAGUCAUUGUUAGGCUGUUA